This is a messenger RNA of Zonotrichia leucophrys gambelii, 6274 nucleotides long. It is a transcript of the gene FAM217B, whose product is annotated as family with sequence similarity 217 member B. The record is from RefSeq and is a predicted model, not a curated record. The transcript is spliced from 5 exons. The coding region runs from base 739 to 2460 and encodes 573 amino acids. NCBI's taxonomy places the organism in Eukaryota, Metazoa, Chordata, Aves, Passeriformes, Passerellidae.
CUGCGGCGCUCCGGGGCUCCGGGGCUCGGCUCUGCUGAGCGCGGCUGGGACAGGAUGCGGGGAGGCGUUUGAGGGAUAGGACGCGAUCAAGUGUCAGUAGACACGGACAUUAAUAUGACUGUAAAUACAUAAACAGCACUGCAAUAGAAGUAAAGGUGCCUCAGGAGAGCUGCUUGUCACCUGUCACAUUUGCAGACCAUUGUGAACCCCUGGAACUGUGCAGCUCCUUGGUACGGGAAUGCAGUUCCUCUGAAGUAAAAAAACCCAAUGGAUGCUCCUGCUAAAUAUACUAAAAAUACUCCUGCUCUGAGUAUUUUUAGUAGGAGCGGAUGAGACAUUUGUUUUGGAAAAAGAAAACGAUGAAGUAUUGGUUACAAAAUUUGCAUAUAUGCAUAUCGGAAGAGCGCAUUUUGUGACACAGAAAGGCCGCUCAGCUCGCACGGCAGCAGGGUCGGGAUCUGCUCCCCAUCCCCUGGAGCAGGAACUCCCACCCCCGGCGCUGUGCCCGGAGCUGCGCAGGCUGAGCGGGGAUGGGGAUGAGCACAUGACACUGCCCGGCACCUCUGGGAGCACGGCCGUACCCCAGAAUCGCAUCGGGAGGAUUUUGUUUGUCGCCAGCAUCUCCGGGACGUGGGGAUGUCUGCAUUGGAUAGAUUGUGUCUUGCAAAGCCAAAAGACUGGAGCCGCUUGAAGAUUAUGUAACAGUAAAGGUGCAGAUUCCCUUCGGAAAGAGGAAUAAUGGGACCAGGCAUUCAGGAAUAUCCCUUAUUACUGCACAGAGAGACACAGCUGAGGGAAAACCACAGCCACACCAAUGAAAACCACAAAGGAAUGGUAAAUAAUGGAAAAAGCCAUCCAAGCACCAAAGGACUAAAUAAACCAAUUUCUUAUGCGAAAUCUCCUCCUGGAAGAUUAGGCAAAAAUGUAUCAAGUGCCAUUGAAAAGAUUUCCCACGACACUCAAGAUGGUCACCAAGCAAAUGUUUAUAAGAAGGGAAGGAACCAGCUGGAUGGCAAUAACCAGUCAAAAAGGAUCCCCAGUGUUUGCAGCUCACUGCACAGUGCACAAGGACCAAAGAGGAGUCCUCCAGAAAGGAGGCAAAAUGAAUAUUUCCUGCACAGGAGUCCUCCAGAAAGAAUGAAAAAUGAAUCCUUCCUGCAUAGGAGUCCUCCAGAAAGGAGGCAAAAUGAAUAUUUCCUGCAUAGGAGUCCUCCAGAAAGAACAAAAAACGAAUCCUUCCUGCACAGGAGUCCCCCAGAAAGGAGGCAAAAUGAAUAUUUCCUGCACAGGAGUCCUCCAGAAAGAAGGCAAAACGAAUCCUUCCUGCACAGGAGUCCCCCAGAAAGAAAUCAAAGCGAAUCCUUCCUGCACAGGAUCCCCCCUGGCACAAAGGGCAGCACACAAGAAAACUUCUGUAGGGCUAAGGAUGUCCCAGUUCAGCAUUUUUAUUGCAGAAAAGAACAGUUGGGGAGGAAUCACGAAGAAUACAUUGCUGGAGCCAGCCCAGGCUCUUCAAAAUGGCAAGAAGCAUCUGUUGGUGAAAUGUUUCUCGAUUUUGAAUCGGUGCAAAUUAUUAAAGAAGAUGCUGAAGAUGAUAGUGCCAGUGACCUCUCUGACUCAGAAAGGAUUCCCAUUCCCCCCUCUCCCUGCACACCACCAGAACUCAUCCUCAGAGCUGAAGAAAUCGACCCGCUUUGUUUGGAGCACAUCCCUGAAAUGGGAUUUAAAGAAUCCGAAUAUUACUACCCCGACUUCCUGCCCCCUCCUUUCAACUCGUGGGACCUGAAGCAGCUGGCCACCUUUGCCCACGUGGAAGGGAAAGCCGAAUUCCGGCCCAAGCCCUCGGGGGCCCUGGAGAAGUACCUGGAGCGGCUGCUGCAGCUGGAGUGGCUGCAGAUGCAGACGGUGCAGGGCGAGAGGGGCAGGGCCACCAAAGCGCGGCCCCAGACCGCGCCCGGCCCCAGCCGUGCCCUCAGGAGCCCCGGGAAAGGCAAAGCCUUGCUCAGCCCUGUGCCCCCCAGGCAGGCCGUGCCCCCGGAAGGGGCUGCCAGGCUGCCCAGGGGCUGUGUGGGUCACAGGGCACAGCCCGGCUCUGACACUCGCCCGGCGCGGGCCCUGAGGGCUCCUGAGAGAACGGGGCCUGCAGCAGCUCCGCAGAGGCAAACUGGGGAUGGAAGGAGUGACCUGAGGAAGAAACCAGCUCCAAAACAGCAGCAGCUUCUCAGUCUGCAGCCCCCCGAGAGCAGCUCUAAAAUCCAAAGUGUUGGGAACAUCAGACCCCCUAAGCAAACCCCAGCAUUCCACGGUGCAGCUGCUCCCAUCAAAGGCUUAAAAACACACGUGUGCACAAAUCCAAAGAAAAAUGGCAAUGCCAGCAAUUAUGUUCCUCCUAAAAAACCAACAGUGGACAGGAAAAUAAAAACAAAUGGCACAAAGCAAGCACCACGCAAAUUUCAGUGAAUGUUGAUGCUUCUUGACUGCUAGAAAGCAUCUGGCCAGUGCAGAAGAAUCUUUUUUUCCUUCAUAGGAAGAUCUUGAGAAAAAUGUUCCUGGCACGUGGUUCUGAGUCAGCACUGUUCAUUUCUAUAGAUUUGAUCUUAAGCCAGCAGGAAAUGUUUUCUGUGAAGGCAAAUGUCUUCCAUUGGUCUUUCCUCAAAAAUAUUGAUAAUUGCUCAGUGAGGAUAACAAUAGCACAGUGUGAAGUUUAGAGAAGUGUAGAACGUUCUGUCUGCACCACUGAGUGUUCCUUGUAUUUACCCUGCUGGGUGUGAGGGAAUAGGGUCAAUGCUCUUUCUCCUUGCCCAGGUGUGCUUUUUGUAAGACAGGUUUGAUUUUGGUGUUUUUAUAAAAUAAUGGAGCCUGUUAUCUAUGCAAAGUCAACUGUAAUUCUUCACAGAAGAUGAUGAAUUGGAUUUUUUGGAUGAAAUAGGUUUUAUUUUUUUGAGAAGAAGAAUGGAGAUAAUGUUUUGAAAUAUUUUAAUGCAGAAAGAAUUCUUUUUAAGAUAAAGUAUUAGGGACCAGACAGCAUCAAUAAUGACAGAUUAAGAAAAUGGAAUGUGUAUUUUUAUACCCUGGGAUCUUCACUGUGUUUACAGACAGCUUUCCUGGAAGUUCAUUUUGUAGGCCUUGAUGCUUUUUGUCAUUUAGGGGAAAUGACCAGAUUUCAAAUUGCACAUGGAUAUAUUUGAGUCAUGCAGACUGAGGCUUUUAGCAGAGACUGUGGUCUGGUUUUCAGACCUGGUGGCCCCUCAAAACGUAAGAAACAGACUAUUAAGGGAAGAAUUUAAAGGGUGUUGUAAGUUCAAGUAAAGAUAUAUUUUGAUACAGAAGAUACCUAUUUUUAGUCAUCUGAGAUGACUCUUAUUUAUCCUGUGGUCCAGUCUAGCUUGGCUUCUUAAGGCUGAGGGAGGUGAGAUGGGGAAAUGUCCUGCAGAAGGAAAUUGUACAACCAGGAUUGGAUCCUGUUCCUGGGCCUUCUGUCUUCUCUUGUGUCUGUGAGACACAGGAGAAUACAAAGGACAGUUCUGAGAAUAUUCAGGUGUCACUUGAUCUAUUAGAAUUUCAAAUCAAUCACGGGAGAUGGGGACAGGAUCUUGUUAAGAUGAAAUUCUAAAGAAUGUUUUUUACUUUCACUUUCAAAUCCUGGUGAGGUAUUUUCCUCAGUCACCAGUCCCAAUCUUCAUGAGAAGUGAGCUGAGCUCUGAUGGACCAGAUUCUGCAAGAGGAUCCUUCACAUUGUCAUAGAAAAUGAAAAAGUAGCAAAUACUAAAGAGUACAUUAUGUAUAUAGCUAAAUUGCACUUCUCUUUGUGAGCUCAUCUUGGUUUUAAGAUGCUUAGCUGUUUCUAUCUUUCAUUGUGCCUACCAGAUCUUCAGCUUUGUAAAAUUUCAAAGCAUGAAUUUAUAUGUAGUUUGAAAAGUGAGAAUAUUAAGAAAUGUAGUAAUAGAGUAUUUUACAGUACAUAAAAACAUUGCUCAGGAAUAGCCUAAGAAAUAUUUUUAGUGGUUUUUUUUCCUAGUCUACUGGAGACCAAAUGUGAAAUUUUGAAUUGGUAAAGGAAAUGAAUGUAAUAGACAGUAUUACAUGUCCAGCAUCAGUAUUUGUAAAGUUACACUUAAUAUGAGCUGUAGUUGCAUGUACAUUGAGCUCUAUGCAAUUCAAGUGGAACUGACUCUGAGAUGGUCGAGGAGCAGGAGGUGGCUGUGUCAGAGGUGGUGGCACUCAGGAUGGGAUGAACACCAGCACCUGCAGAGGACCAGCACAUCCCAGGGUUGCUGUUUCACCCUUUUGUUUUGGUCCAGCCUCAUGGAUUUCAGCUUUUUUAGAUGAAAGGUUCCUGCACCCAGUGUAAUAUUUCAAGCUCUGGCCAAAUUCUGCGAGUCUGCCUUAGCCAAGUGUUCCUGAUUCACAUGAGCAGUAGUGAAAAACAGGAGAGCUGCUUUGCCAAUAAUCAGGAUUUUAAUGCACUGUUCUACUUCACUGUUACAAGCUCCAAACCUGAGGUGAGCAGGAUCCAGGCAAUAAUCAGAAUACCAAUUUUUUUUUUUUAAAUCUGUUAGAUCCAGUAAAUAAUUUAGCAUGUUGUUAUAGCAUUGAAUAUUGCUGGAUGCUAAAUUUUCUAAAUUGAAGCUUUCCUGGGUUGUAAGGAGGGCAUGUAGAUACAGGCACAUUUUGCAUGAUCCCUUCUCUAAGAAUAAAUAAACUCCAUUUCAACCAGCUGUGACCAGAGCAAAGGUGAUUGGCACUGGGAAAAGUCUUUUGUCACAGAGGUAGGAAAGUUAGAAUGUAAUAUUUGUCAUCUUAUGGACACCAGUCUGUCAUUGGAGACUGAAAAGGGAAGCAGGUGGAGGUGGUGAUGGCACUUUAAAGGAGUCUGAAAACUUGUUCAGCACUGGGAUCUGGCCAAGUAGGUUUGUCUCACGUGAUAAUCACACCAGCCUAAUUUCUGUCAUUGAUUUGGUACUUCUGACAUGCUUGUCUUUGUUCAUACACAGACACAGAAAUUCUGCGUUUGCCUCAACAAACAGCUCUUGGCUGAGCAGACCUCCAAGGGCUGGGUUUAUCCUGUCUGUGUUUUAACUUCACUGUGUUCUGGGCCUACAGGUGAAAAGAGCUCCUUGUAUGAAGAGGACUGUGCUUUAUAUUUAUUUCAUUUUGUAUUGCUGGAUAUUGUCUUUAGAAGCACUUCUGAACAGAGCAGAAAAAUUUAUUCCAUCAAACACAUUCAGUUUAAAAUUAAUUACUUAAGAUACUUCCCCAGCACCGUGUUUGUGUGGCUAUCUGCCUUUUUAAUACAAAAUUUAGCAAUAUGAUCAUGUGGAUCUAAGCCUAGCACUGGUGAUGCCUCUUGAAGAAGAACAGAUAACUGUGAUGUGAGAUAUUUAAACAGAGUGAUUUAUUUUUUUGCUAGAGAAUGUAAAGGUUUAUUGUUCUGCAGUAUUACCUACAGAACAAAUAUGCUCAGGUUGUACUUCAAAUAAACAGCCAGACUCUGCUCCAAGUUGCAUGAGUAUGAACUUUGAGCAACUCAGUUAUUUUCAGUGAAAUGACCCUGUUAGAAGAUGUGAAGAAACAGAAUUUCACUCUAAUAUGUAUAAACUGUUUUCCUUUAAAAUUGAAAUAUUUAAUAUUUAAAGCAAUAUUGUUUUUCCCUUGCCAUGUUCCUUUUUUCUCCAUUGCUUGCAUCUCAUGCUGAGGGCAGUCAUUUUCCCACCUUGUUUUCAGUGGGAUACAGGAGGAUAAUGCUGCAGGGAGGGAGGGAUGUGCUGAUUCCAUUGGGCUGAGCUGUCCUGUUUGACUCCAGACUCUGAGAUCUGCCCUCAUCCUGUCACUGUUCGUGUCCUUUCUGUGUUUCAUUCAUUGUUUCAGGUAACCUGGACCUUGUAUUUGCUAUUUAAAGGAUCUUGUUAGAAUUCUGAGAGAAUUUUGACAGUUUUUUUCAGCCAGUAUGUGCUUUUUUGGAGCUGAUACAUCAAAUUUCUACAGUAUGAAAUUGCCUAGAAUGCACUAUUUUUUGCCUUAUUUUAAAGGUGUUGAGCCUUUGUUGCUCCCAUUGCAUUAGUGGGUUUUCAUCUGAAAAAUAAACAGACCAUGCUGGAAGGACUGACCUUGAUUAACUGAGGAUUUGCAGACCAGCUUUUGAUGUUGAUAUUCAUGUAUUCUUAUUUAUUUGAACUUUUUGUGGAUAUUUUUGCUAGUAAUUCCUUGGGAAAGUGAUCUUGUCAUUCAAAGGUCCCGUAUAUUUGCUACAAUAAAGGUGAGACACUGCCCUGUU